Molecule: messenger RNA, 1730 nt
Organism: Blepharisma stoltei
Lineage: Eukaryota; Ciliophora; Heterotrichea; Heterotrichida; Blepharismidae
Source: the annotation of a GenBank genome assembly
AUGUCGAGCUUAGAGAAUUACAUUAUUCUCGGACCAUUAAAUUAAAGAGUUUUAAAGUCUUCUCCGUAAUUAUUUUUAUCUCAGCACACUUUAUCCAGAGCCACCUACGUGCUGAACGGAAAUCAGCCACUAUUUGGAGCAGCGGUCUACUCUAUAGAUAUAGCUUGCGCAAUGACACCAAGAGUCUCGAUAGGCUAAAAGGGCUCCUCCAUCAGAUUAAUAUCGGCGCUAUGGAUGUAAAGGUUAGCCUGAUACCUCAUGAUUUUUGCAGUGAUGAAUCGCCAUCAAGGACAUAUUAGUCUCCGCCACAAUAUUAAUUAUUCAGACCAUUAGGAAGAGGGACAUUUGGCCAAGUCAAGCGUAAGCCCUAAACAGUUGCUGAGCACAUAUUGACCAAUGUCAGAGUGGCUAUAAAGGUCUUAAAACGCAAAGUUCUAGCAGAAAAGCACAUGAUCAAUAAAGUAAAACGUGAAAUCCGAGUCCUCAAAUCUUUCCAUCACCCUCACAUAAUUCGGCUUUAUGACGUCAUAUCAACUCCCACCUGUAUUUUUCUCGUCAUGGAAUGUCUCCCAGGUGGCGAACUCUAUAAUCUUCUCGAUCGAAAUGGCAGACUGCCAGAAGAUCAAGCCCGGCUUUAUUUCCAACAAAUAAUAUCAGGUCUUGAUUAUUGCCAUACCCACAGAGUCGUCCAUCGAGAUAUUAAGCCUGAAAAUAUUUUACUUGACCAGUUUGGGAAUAUAAAAAUCGCUGAUUUCGGGCUGUCGAAUUUGAUGCCAGAUGGAGAUUAUUUGAAGACUUCAUGUGGGUCGCCUAAUUAUGCAGCUCCAGAGGUGAUAUCAGGAACCCGUUAUUGUGGCCCAGAGGUAGAUAUUUGAAGUGCUGGGGUCGUGCUAUUUGCUUUAUUGGCAGGCCAUUUGCCAUUUGAUGACAGUAGCAUCCCUUCUCUUUUUGCAAAAAUUAAGGCAUCUAGUUUUAGCAUGCCUUAUCAUUUUUCAGACCCUGUUAAAGACUUAAUAGCAAGAAUGCUGAAACCUGACCCGAUAGCGAGAAUGACUAUAAACCAAAUAAAGAAACACCCAUGGGUACAAAUGAAUUAUGAUUCAAGGCUGCUAGCUAUGAAUAGAAUUACUUCAAAAAGCUAUAGAAUAAUUGAUGAAGAAAUCUUGAUGAAGUGUCUUGAUUUACCUUCAACAAAGUAUUUAACAAUAGAAGAGUUCAGAGAAAAAAUUGUGAAUAGGAAAAAUGAAAGCUCAGUGGUCUGCUAUGAGCUGCUACUUGAUAAGAAGCUGAAUGAGAUGAGGAUUAGAAAUGGGGAUAGGGUGAGCAAUGUGACACCGAUAUUUAAAUCAAAAAAUACUGAUAUGUCAAAUCUUGAAAUUUCAACAAGAGCUUCUUCUUCACAAGGAGAAAAUAUUGACAUUUUAUUUGAUAAAGAUGGAGCACCUGAUAACUGGGUGUAUGGGUUUCGUACUGAUUUAGAGGCUUAUCCAUUUAUGAUGACUUUAUUCGCUACCUUAAAAGAUGCAAAUCUUGAGUGGAAGCUUGUUACAAAUUUUAAGUUGAGAGUGAGGAGCAUUGAUUCCCCUUAUACACUAAAAAUGCAGAUCGAUAUUUAUAAGUAUCAAAGAUCAUUUGUCGUUGAUAUAAAACUACUUGAAGGCACAACUAUGGUAUUCUUAGAAACACUCCAUAGACUGUAUACAAUCUUAUAUGAUAGAACUUAUUCAUAG